Molecule: messenger RNA, 2963 nt
Organism: Pungitius pungitius (ninespine stickleback)
Lineage: Eukaryota; Metazoa; Chordata; Actinopteri; Perciformes; Gasterosteidae
Product: lethal(3)malignant brain tumor-like protein 1
Exons: 18
Coding region: 175-2004 (609 amino acids)
Biological process (GO): negative regulation of DNA-templated transcription
Cellular component (GO): nucleus
Molecular function (GO): histone binding; chromatin binding; zinc ion binding
Source: RefSeq, a predicted model, not a curated record
CUCACUGUCUCUGUCUCACUGUCUCUCUGUCUGUGUCUCACUGUCUCUCCUGCCCUCCCUCUGUGGCGCAUGCGCAGUGCGCGGGCGCUUCUUUAGUUCCGUGUUGUGUAGCUGUCAGCAGCAGAGUGAGGCGGAACAUCGGGGACGAAAACAACCAAAGAAGAAGAACACAAGAUGAAGAACAAAGUCUGUAGCACUCAAGUGAGUGUGAAGAGACGGUCCUGGUCCUGGCAGCAGUACCUGAACGAACAGAAGAGUGAAGCUGCUCCUCUGUCACUGUUUACACAGUCCCAGUCGGUUCCCAGUAGGAGAAAUGGUUUUAAAGUGGGGAUGAAGCUGGAGGGCAUUGACCCGGUGCAUCCUUCUAUGUUCUGUGUGCUGACCGUUGCUGAGGUGAUUGGCUGUCGGGUCCGCCUCCAUAUCGAUAGCUACUCUGAGUGCUAUGACUUCUGGGUGAACUCUGACUCAGCAGACAUCCGACACGCAGGCUGGUGUAAAGACAACAACCACAAGCUCCACCCACCCAAAGGCCACAGUGAGACAGACUUUGAUUGGCAGCAUUACCUUCGGUCCACAGGCUCUCAUGCUGCUCCUCCGACCCUGUUCACCUGUCGCACUGCUAGCUGUGGCUUCCGUGUGGGGACGAAGCUGGAGGCGGUCGACAGGAAGAACCCGGGACUCGUCUGCGUCGCCUCCGUCGCUGAUGUCAUCGGUGACCGUUUCCUGGUUCACUUUGACAACUGGGACGACACGUAUGACUACUGGUGUGACAGCAGCAGUCCGUACAUCCAUCCUGUGGGCUGGUGUGAAGAACAGGGACGACCUCUGACCCCCCCUCAGGGACACUCAAACCCAGAGAACUUCCUCUGGGAGGAUUACCUCCAGCAAACUGGUUCCACAGCCGCUCCCAGUUCAGCCUUCACACUGAGAGCGCCACACGGUUUCCAGGUGAACCAGAAGCUGGAGGCAGUGGACAGGAAGAACCCCAUGUUGAUCCGCGUCGCCACGGUAACGGAUACAGAGAACUACAGGGUGAAGGUCCAUUAUGACGGCUGGCCACAGCAGUUUGACGUCUGGAGUGACAGCGACCACUGUGACCUCCAUCCUGUGGGCUGGUGCCAACGCACGGGACACCCACUGGAGCCCCCCCCAGGUCAGACAGGCUCCUCCCCCACGUCCCCCUCUCAGGGCGUCUGUCCCACUCGUGGCUGCAGAGGAGUUGGACACAUUAAAGGAGCCAAAUACACGGGACACCACAGCGCUUUCGGGUGUCCGUACUCGGACAUUAACCUGCGUAAGGAGGUGCUGCUUCCUGAUAGGCUGGGGGGAGAGAGAGUCAUCACCCUCGUACCCGUCACCAUGUAUCACCACGGCAACCAGGACAGGUUAGACAGGAGCGUCCAGGUGAAGACGGAGCCCAGAGACGAGACUCUGCUGGUUCCUCUGGGGAAGAGAAGGAGACAGGCAGACGGACUGUCCCGACCAACCAAAUUCCUCCGUAUGAAACAGGAAGAGGAGGAGCUUCACAUCACACCAGCUGCAGAGUCCAGUCUGCAGGCCGCCCUCCACCAGUCGGUCUUCUUGUCGGCCAUGUCGGCGCAGCCCAGUCGUGACCUGUCUCUCUGCUGGGAGCAACACCGCAAACUGCUGCCUGGCGUCUCCGGAGUCCACGCGGAGACGGUCCAGCACUGGAGCGUCCAAGAGGUGUCAGACUUCAUUGAGUCUAUUCCUGGUUGUGAAGAACAGGCGAAACAGUUCAGGGACGAGCAAAUCGAUGGGCGGGCCUUCCUUCUUCUCACCCAAAGGGACAUUGUCAAGAUCAUGUCGAUGAAACUUGGUCCCGCCCUCAAGAUUUUCAACUCCAUCCUUAUGUUUAAACACGCCGAGGCCUGGAGCCAAUCACCCGCCGAGGAUUGCUGCCAAUCACCUGCCGUGGCCAGGAGCCAAUCACAAGACUCCGUUCAUUUUCCAUCCAAUCAUCAAUCGGAUUUUGCCGUCAUGUGACGCUCAUCAAAAAGCGAGACAAAAACAGAGUACACAUCAGACCCAUUCCAUGCCGCGCCACUCGGUGCAUCUUCAACCACAAGAAAUACCUUCAACUGAAAGGAAAGUUGUUUUAUAGUCGUUUGAACACAUUGAUGCUGCCAGCUUAAAAAACACUAAAACACAGGAAAUCUUAUCCAUUUUGUGAUGAAUAAUUCAGAUGUUUCUGUGUUUGUGGAAAUAUAUUUUUGUUAACAACUUUAUAUUUACAAGAAACCAGUUUGCAGAACCAGAAAAAAACAAAUUAAAGCAAUUAAAAUGUUAAUACUUUCAGAAUAAAAAGCCAUUAAAGAAAAAUAUAUGAACUACUAUAAGAAUUGUAAUGAAACAGUCUUAUAGUAAACCAAAUAUUAAAAUGUCUCGUGUUAGCCUGAAAGGAUCUUAUCAAUACAUUAAUAAGCAUCUUUAAUUAAACGCUCACAAUGUCAUCUGAUCUGAUUAAGAUACUUCAUUCAGAAGCCCUUUUACACGUUGUUGAUGAAUUUAAGGGCUCGAUGACAUCACUCGUGGCUCCGCCCCCACUGUAAUGACACUUUAAAGACAGCAAAAAUGUGACCUCCUUCUGACCUCAGGAACUCAGGAUUCUACUUCUCAGACUAUAUAAUGCGGGUCCAUCACUUCCUGUCAGGUGACCACUUGUAGCGACAUUCCGAAGACCUGCCUCCUCUGCUGUGAUUGGUCAGUUUGUGAAGGGAGACAUCAGCUUUAUAUAUACGUAUCAUCUGUAGUGUUAUGAAGAGCAAUGUAUCUCUAUAGAUUUCUAUUUUAAAGUUUAUAGAUCUAUUUGUAUCUCUGUCCUGCUGGGAGUCGCCUCUGACUCCUCCUCCUCGUCCAAGAGGCGGAGCUCUGCUGCCCUCAGUGGGAGGUUUUUAACUCUGUUUUUCUUUGCUGUUUCUGUCAGUGUUCAUUGGGAUAAAUAA